This is a messenger RNA of Sander lucioperca (pikeperch), 2753 nucleotides long. RefSeq names its product ACD shelterin complex subunit and telomerase recruitment factor (gene acd). Gene Ontology annotation, biological process: telomere capping; telomere maintenance via telomerase. Bases 275 to 2119 code for a protein of 614 amino acids. The record is from RefSeq and is a predicted model, not a curated record. Gene Ontology annotation, molecular function: telomeric repeat DNA binding. Gene Ontology annotation, cellular component: telomerase holoenzyme complex; chromosome, telomeric region; shelterin complex. The transcript is spliced from 2 exons. Lineage: Eukaryota; Metazoa; Chordata; Actinopteri; Perciformes; Percidae.
AAUUCCUUUGUAAAACACGCAUUUUCAAACUAAGAUACAUAAAACAAUCUCGCUGGGUCACUGUCUGGAUUUCGAAAUGGAUGUACGAAGUGAGAACAAAUAAAGAAUCGGAACGGGGCCACAAAGCCAAACCACCAGCACAAAGCCAUCGGGAAUAACACCAAACAGUAUUUCCGGCCUGCCAUGGCGAUGUUGUGAUGGAGGAACCAAUGAGCAUGGGACAUGAUUGCCUGACGGAACAUAACUGGAGACACACAGUUUGAAACUACAAACCAUGCAUCGAGCUGCUCGGGGCAGACUGUCUCCAUGGAUAGAGAGUCUGAUCCUGAGCUAUGGCAGUCCGGAGGGGGGCAGCAGCAGCAGCGGGCGGCUGAAGGCUCAUGUCAUCGGUGUGGGUCAGAUGUCUCAGUCCCAGGCUCAGGGCUCCGAGGGCCCCACCGGGCUGCUCUUUCUGUCCGACGGGGUGCUCCAGAUCCCUGCCAUUCUCACGGCAUCAGCCUGGGAGCAUCUUCAGGACCAGGAGGACCGCGAGAGUUUCACCAGCCUGGUCAACAGCACGGUGUGCCUUCAGGACUACCGGCUGCAGUUUCACAUGGCCCUGGAACAGACUAAAUGCAGAUUCUACUUAUCAGUUGGAGAGCUGGCUACGACCGCAGCCGGGCCAGUUAAAGACAACACCCCUUGCAGCACAACGCAGCCCUCCAUCAGGCUGAAGAUCUGUAAGACAUGGAGGGCCCUGCUGGGUCAGGAGACACAGGACUCUCAGAAGAGCCACUGUGGCUUUGAUCUGUCCCAGCUGCUGGGGGAGUGGCAGCAUGACUGUCUGCAGGCUGUGCUGGACGAUGUCCGGGAGAGGCUGGUGGUGGGGAGCCAGCAGCCCUCCACCUCAACUCCCAACUCAUGGCUUACCCCCCCAGACACAGUGACUGCCACGAGCUGGUGUGUUGACAGGCUCAGAUAUAAGGGAGUGAAGGCUUUCAAAGUCCCCAUGAAGUGUCUUCUCAUCCCGGAGGAAGAUGCUCAGCAGCUGCCAACGCCACCAAGUGUUGGAGGCAGGACAACAAGUGGACUUUCUUCUGCUGCCUCUGAGGACAGUAAGAGAGAUUUACCUCAAGUCGGCAAACCUCCAGAGACCACGCAGCCUUCUGAUGAUGAUGUAGAGUGGCGAAUAGCCGAGCCAGCAUUUGUAGACAGAGAUCAAGACGGCAAUGAGAAUUCCCCUCGCCCUGGGGAGGACAGCAUGCUACAUGAGGACAUGAUCCCAGCCAUGAUUGAUAGCGACACCCAGACUUUAUCCAACCCGUGGGACAUUUUUCCUCCACCAUGUGACACCUCAUCAUCCUCUGAUGCAUCCCCGGAAGCAACACCAACCCAGUCACUGCACAAUCCCACGGCUACCGAAUUCAAGUCUGCUCAUUCUGUGAUCCUAACCAGCACGCAGCUUCCUGUCCACAGCUCUAAAGAAUCCCGGCAGGCAUUAGAGUCCAGCAAAGGGGAGCACAGCUACCUCCCGCCGUACCAGAAGCUGCCACACUCAGCAAGCUCCCCCGUCACCGCUGGUUCUUUAACUUCUGCGAGUCCGACAGAGCCCUUUACCGGACCGUCAAACCUGUCGCCUGCCACAGACCAACACCACACCGACACAGCACAACCAAAUCAUCCAGCUUUGGACCAAGAAGGCCAGAUUUUGGGAAAAGACACGGAGGUGACUGUUGAGGGAAAAUAUAGAAAGGCAAAGAGAAAGAGAAGUGAGCCCACACCAGAAGCACUAAAGGCCUUAGUGGAGGAGGAGGAAGAGAAGGAAGCUGAGAUCGGUGGAAGCCCUCCGUCUUGGCUCUUUGACACUCAGGCAGGCCCCGGGGCCGAAGACGGUAGCAGUCACCAACGGGGUCAACCUCUCGGUGCUGUCUCCAGAAAGAGUCCCAGUGUUCACAGCGACGGCAUGCUGUUCUCUUACUCUUACCAAGUGUCAGGACAGAAUCUGCAGGAUUUCAGUCGGUUCCCAGUCGCAGAGUCCCUGCUGCACUGGGCCGUGAAAUACCUCGUUGUUCCAAAGCCGACAGAUAAUCCACACAGCACGUCAGUAACGUCCAAUCAGACCAAGUUCACUUCCCUUUAGGUUCAAUAUGUUGAUAGACAGUUUAAGACAGAGAUCUUCAACAGGGGGUCUGUGACCCCUGGGGGGGUCCCCACAGUUACUGCAGGGGGGCUUUCAAAUUAGUUUUUGAUUAUUUGAAAGUUUUUAGUUGCUGUUUAAAUUAGAAUAUGUCUGAAAAUAGACAUUAACAUGAAUCCAACAUAUUAUUAGCAAAGAUGAAGCGGCUUAUUUAAAAAAAACCAUGUAAUGUACACAACAUUGAUGAUACGCUGACUAAGUAAGGUAGCCAUCAUGGUAGCCAUCCACAGAUACAGUUAAGCUUAAGGACACUGUGCCUUCUAUAUGUUUAACAUUAAAACAUGAUGUAUGCAUAUACAUAUUGAUCCAUCCAUUUUCAUCCAUCUGGCCCAUGGGGUCCUUGGCCUAAAAGCGUUGAAGACCCCUGGUUUAAGCUGAUCUGUUUUUGUUUCGGUCGUUGUUUUCAGCUUGUCAGAUAUUAUCUCUAGGUAUAGUUAUAGUUGAGUAUUUUGUACAGUAUGUGUGAAGCACUGAGUAAAAUGUUUUAAAUUUGUAAACCAAUGUUGAUACAUGUUCACUGAAUAUUUUAAGCUUGUCCAGCAUGAAAAAAUAAAACAAGUUCCUUUACUGUCUUAAU